Monopterus albus (swamp eel) is the source of this 867-nucleotide messenger RNA. RefSeq names its product mitochondrial ribosomal protein L58 (gene mrpl58). Bases 70 to 675 code for a protein of 201 amino acids. Gene Ontology annotation, biological process: mitochondrial translational termination. Lineage: Eukaryota; Metazoa; Chordata; Actinopteri; Synbranchiformes; Synbranchidae. Gene Ontology annotation, molecular function: peptidyl-tRNA hydrolase activity; translation release factor activity, codon nonspecific. Gene Ontology annotation, cellular component: mitochondrial large ribosomal subunit. The transcript is spliced from 6 exons. The record is from RefSeq and is a predicted model, not a curated record.
UAGUAAUGUGCAUCUACGACAUUACGUAGAACGUUUUUUCCCCACUGACAUUAGUGACGUCAGUCCGACAUGGCGGCGCACUUAGCACGACGUUGUUGUCCAUUUUGUCCUGGUGCUGCAAUGAUUUUGUUUCCACAGAAUGUAAAACUACGGGGUGUUGGAAUAACAGAUUUUAACAACGCUUUGCAACCGAGUGUUAGUUACGGGACACGAGAGACAGACACGACCCAGGAGACACGGGUGCACAUUCCAGUUUUUUUCUCCCCUUGGCUCUUAGACCGACUCACCAUAUCUUACAGCAGAAGCAGCGGUCCUGGUGGUCAGCAUGUCAAUAAAGUCAGCACAAAAGCAGAGGUCCGAUUCCAUGUACAAACAGCAAACUGGAUCCCAGAAGAUGUUCGACAGAAAAUCCUUGAAAAGAACAAAAACCGCAUCAAUAAGGCUGGAGAGCUGCUGGUGACCUCGGAGGUGAGCAGAAAUCAGCAGAGAAAUCUUUCUGACUGUAUACUGAAGAUCUCUACCAUCGUAGCUGAGGCCAGCAAGAAGCCCCAUGAACCAACAGAAGAGGACAUAGCUCUUAGGACAGCCAGGUUAAAGAAGAUGAACAAGGAAAGACUCAGACAGAAGAAGAUCCAAUCAGCAGUCAAACAAAGCAGACGACAGGAUUUUGACUGAUUGUAAAUGUUUGUUCCUACCGUCAUUGUUUAGUCAGUGAUUGCAUUGAAUUUAUAUUAGCCUUUAAUUCUAUGUAAGACUGAAGUCAAUUUUUUUCUUAAUAAAUAUCAGAAUUAUUCAGUGAUAUGAGAUGUUUUUACUUUUGACUGGAGAAGAUAGUAUGGAGAAUGGAAAUUGACUUAUGUAGCCAAA